CUGGCCAGUCCCCAGACCACAUCAGACCUACCAUCGAGGCAAAGAAUGCCGUCUCAUUGCUGAUUUCCGCGGAUUUCCUGAAGAUGUCGCCGCUGGUGACCGAGCUUCUCGUCUUCAUGCACAAGCACGCACAAGACGUUCUUCUCGCCCAGACUAACCUGUCCUGCCUACCAGACCAUCUCCUCAACAGAUUGUCGCGCCAAUUCAGCCACUGGGAGGUGGAGGCUCUGCAGGACCCAAAGGACAGACUGCAGGGGCGCCUGUACAGCCGCCUGCUGCAGGCGCUGUGCGAGGCCUGCCCUGCACCUACCAGGGGCAUCUUCCGCACCGCUGCUACCCUCUACAGAUGUCAGGACUGCGGGGCGCUCGUCUCUCGUCAAAUAGAGCGCCUGGUGGAGUGUACAUGUUACAACACACACGUCACGACCACGGGAGCUGUGUACUACCUGCACUCCAGGGACCCAACUUGGAGUUUAACGGAACACGUCAAGGAGUUGAAGUCCUCCUUGAAGACCUGGAGGCUGGUCUACUGGAGGCUAUGGGGUCAGGUGCACUUCCUGCCGUGCUCGACGUGCGGCGCGGUGUUCGGGGCGGGCGCCCUGCGCUUGUGCCGCAAGCACAAGAUGGACCCGCAGUUCAGUGACGCCGGGGAGCUCGGUCCCCUCACUGCUAGGGGAGGGGACCAUUACCCUUGUUGCGGGGCCCGGGCCCUCAGGUUCUCCCCUCUACCUCUCAGGAAUGGCUGCCAGACGAGCGAGCACACGGUGCUGCUGUGCCGGCGCCCUGAGGAGCCUUGGGGCGGCCUGCACAGCAUCUACGACGACCUGCUGACCUACCAGGCACUAGUGUGUCCACCUGCCUGCACCCUGCCACCCCUCCAGCAGGGAGCUGUGUGGAGGAACGUGCCUCUCUUGCCCGCGAGGUCUGAGAGAUCGUUUCUGGACCGAUCUUGUUUUCUCGGCAGACAAGUACCACCAGAUACGACUUAUGACGGCGACGAAAUAACAUCAUCGUCGCCACGUCACGGAGCACAAAUCCAGCCAGGGUCUAAAUUAAACAAAACGUCUUUGCCGGCGGUCACGUCUGAGGACCAGCAAUAUCCUGUCACUGUGGGUGGGGACAAAGGCCCCCCCAGCUCGUCACGGGGGGCGACCAGCUCGUCACGGGGGACGACCAGCUUGUCACGGGGGCCGGACGUGGCAAAAGACGACGACGUGCAGGACUCGGACGAGGACGAAGGAGCGCCAUCGAAGCUCCUGCCGCCCAGGAUGAAGGCGGCGCUGCAGCGCAAGGCUGCAAGAGUCAAGCGAGCGCUCAACUUCCAGUGA
This is a messenger RNA of Hyalella azteca, 1328 nucleotides long. Its product is annotated as SANT and BTB domain regulator of class switch recombination-like. The transcript has 9 exons. Bases 84 to 1328 code for a protein of 414 amino acids. NCBI's taxonomy places the organism in Eukaryota, Metazoa, Arthropoda, Malacostraca, Amphipoda, Hyalellidae. The record is from RefSeq and is a predicted model, not a curated record.